GUUAACUCUUUUAAGCUUUAUCUUCUUUGCUUUAUCCUGCUACAUUGCAUUUUCUGUCUGCCACUUGCUUUAAGUUAAUAAUUUCUCCAUCUCUGUCCCCAGAACAGGAAAAGCAGUGGUGGUCCGGUAAUAGUAGUAGCUGUAGCAUAAUUUGUACAUAGCAUUUUCGGUGCUGUGUAGCUGAGUCAAGUCAACUCCACCUCUUAUCUGCUAAGUCUCCUCUGGAAUCUUGAUAUCAGUUCAGUUCAAUUCAAUCCUGAUCCUCGACUCAGUUAGUCCAAGUAGCUUCCUAGGAGAGAAACAGAUCUGAGUUAGAGAUGUCUGUUCCAGAUGCUGCAGUGACUUUUCUGCUGGACAACCUUCGCCAAGUACUGAGUUACAACUAUCAUUUGAUCGCCGAUGUACGAGAUAACAUUCUGAUUCUUUGCCAAGAACUCGAGACUCUGAAGGCUCUGAUGAGAGAUUACUCGAGAUACAAUCACGACAGCGAUUUUCUCAAGGAAUUGGUGAAGGAAAUAAAGACUGUAGUCAACCAAGCUGAAGAUGCUGUGGACACUUAUAUCGUUCAAGCCUCGGUUCAAAGAGCAAGAUCCUGGAUAUCUAAAACUUUUCACAUAAUUGAUUAUCCCACCAGGCUUCGGGACGUGGGGAAACAGAUUGAAGAAGUUGGCAAGAAAGUGAGGGAGAUUAAUCAAGAAAAGGCCAGGAAUGGCUUUGAGGCCCUGCAGUAUCAAGUCAUCGCCAGUCUUAACAAGAUUCCAAAGCCUAAAGAGGCACCAAAAGUAGAGGAAGAGCAUGUGGUUGGUUUUGAGGAGGCAACGGAAAAAGUAAGCAAACUUCUCACCGGUGGAUCACAACAUCUUGAAGUAAUCUCAAUUGUUGGUAUGCUUGGACUAGGCAAGACAACGUUAGCUAAAAAGGUUGUUAAGGAUCCAAUUGUUGAUUAUGAAUUUAUGAUCAAGGCAUUUGUUUACGUUUCAAAAGAAUACGAGAAAAGGGAAGUGUUCCUCAGUAUUCUAAGAUCUUUUACACAAAUCAACGAUGAGGUGAAUAAGAUGGUAGAAGAUCAGUUAGAAGAAUAUCUCCGCAAGCAGUUGGAGGGAAAGCAGUAUUUAGUUGUGAUGGAUGAUGUCUGGGAGAAAGAGGAUUGGGAUAGACUCAAAAAAGCUUUUCCAAGCAAUAACAAGCGGUGCAGAGUUCUAAUAACUACUCGAAAUAAGAAUGUUGCUGAAUAUGCAAGUCGGGGUAUCCCUUUCCAUAAGUUGGACUUUUUACCUCUAGAAAAGAGUCGGGAGUUACUUCGUUGGAAGGUCUUUGAUGAUGACAAGUGCCCAAAGGAGCUGCAGGAGUAUGAGAUAGAAAUAGCAAAUAAAUGUGAUGGAUUACCACUUGCAGUGGUUGUCAUUGCAGGUAUUCUUUGGAACAACAAAGAGAGAAUUGAUUGGUGGAAACAUGUGGCAGAUAGUGUUAAGGAUUACAUUGCAAGGGAUCAAGAGCAAACCACUAAGGUAAUAGAACUAAUGUACAAGCACUUACCAAAUCACUUGAAGCCAUGUUUCAUUUACCUUGGUGUCUUUCGGGAAGACUUUGAGAUCCCUGUUUGGAAGUUGUUGCGACUUUGGAUUGCUGAAGGACUCAUACUACAGGAAGGUGAUAUCAACUUGGAAGACAUAGCAGAGCAACACUUGGAGGAACUUGUUGCGAGAAACUUAGUGAUGGUUGGACAAAGAAGGUCAAAUGACCGAAUUAAAACUUGUCGCAUCCAUGACACUUUGCGUGAGUUUUGCAAGAAUGAAGCUACAGAAGAAAAUUUCUUCCAAGAAAUAAAAAAGGAUAAACUUGCGUUCUUUUUAUCUGAACACCCAGCUUUGGAUCAAUAUCGUCGGCUUUGCAUCAAUCAUGUCAAUGUUUUGGACUACAUUUCACGGCCCACACCUUCUGGUAAGUGUGUCCGGUCUUUCUUGACUUUUGCCAAAGAAGAAACUACUGUGGAACCAAAACAUGUCUCUGCAAUUCCCAAAACCUUUAAGUUGCUUAGAGUGUUGGAGGUUCAAUCUCUCACCUUCACCCGUUUUCCUCCUGAUCUAUGCCAUUUGGUUCUUUUAAAGUAUGUUGCUUUUUCUUCUAACAUCUCAGUCCUCCCUCCGGCAAUGUCUACCAUGUGUAACAUGCAAACUCUUAUAGUCAAUACAACAUCACGCACCCUUGAAAUCAAAGCAGAUAUAUGGAAGAUGCCACAGUUAAGGCAUUUGCAUACAAAUGCGUCUACUCUUUUGCCCUGUCCAGAUAACAAAAACCAAAGGAGCAAGGAAGAGGCUUUAAUAGGUGAAAAUCUUCUGACUUUGCAUACUGUUUCACCAGAAAGUUGCAAAGAAGAAGUGUUUGAAAGGACUACCAGACUCAAGAAAUUGGGAAUACGCGGAAAAUUAGCCAAGCUUUUUGAGAUCAAUGGCGAAUCUAGUUUGUUUGGCUAUCUUCGAAAGUUAGAUUCGCUUGAAAAUUUGAAGUUAUUGAAUGAGGAUAUAUCCUCCAGGUUAUUCGGUCUUCCUUCACAUAAAAGUUUUCCCAGAGAGUUGACAAAAUUGACUUUGUUAAAUACGCUGUUGGAUUGGAGUGAGAUGUCCACAUUAGGGAAGCUGGAAAAUCUCGAGGUUCUUAAGUUGAAAGACAAUGCAUUCAAAGGAAGGUUGUGGCAAACAGAAAAGGGUGGCUUUCUUCGUCUCAAAUUUUUGCACAUUGGACGCACAGAUUUGGUGGUAUGGGAAGCUUCAGUGGAUCAAUUUCCAAAGCUUAAAAGCCUUGUACUCAGAAAUUGUGAUAAACUCAGAGCCUUCCCACAUGACCUGGCAGAUAUUCCUAGCCUCCAGAUGGUGGUCCUUCACUGCACAAAUCCUUCGGUGGCUUCUUCUGCCAGGAAACUUCAGGUGCUGAAGCUAGAGCAAGCUCAAAGGGGCAACAAAACUAGUGGCUUCAAGCUCUCCGUAUAUCCUCCAGAACAUUGAGUGCCAAAUGCAUCUGAGUUGUCCGUGCCUUCUCAGAUUAUUAAUUCAGGAUAAAAUGGCCACUGAUCUUCUGGUCUAAAGCGAAAGACUGUGAAGCACGACGUCUUCAAAUUUAGUUUGGGUGUGCUUUUGAUUUGUAAGAAAUUUGGAUGUGGGCUUUAAACCUUAAUGUUAAUUUCAUGUAGAGUUUACUCCUGAGGAGGAGGAAUUUCAACAUUCACUUCCCCAUCUUCUUAGCAUAAUUUGUCUCUUACAUGGUGAAGAAACAUUUGGUUCCUUUCUCGCGAAA
Coffea eugenioides is the source of this 3291-nucleotide messenger RNA. Its product is annotated as putative late blight resistance protein homolog R1A-10. The record is from RefSeq and is a predicted model, not a curated record. Lineage: Eukaryota; Viridiplantae; Streptophyta; Magnoliopsida; Gentianales; Rubiaceae. The coding region runs from base 318 to 3002 and encodes 894 amino acids. The transcript is spliced from 3 exons. Gene Ontology annotation, biological process: defense response to other organism. Gene Ontology annotation, molecular function: ADP binding.